Messenger RNA from Colletotrichum acutatum, 566 nucleotides. RefSeq lists its product as uncharacterized. The annotation marks the transcript as partial. The record is from RefSeq and is a predicted model, not a curated record. The transcript has a single exon. NCBI's taxonomy places the organism in Eukaryota, Fungi, Ascomycota, Sordariomycetes, Glomerellales, Glomerellaceae.
CGCUCAAGCUAAGCGUCGGCGACAAACUGCUGAUCCGAGGCGGUACUACUAGCGUCGGCCUCACUGCCGCGUCUCUCGCUGCCGGACACGGGGCCACGGUCAUGGCAACGACUCGGAGAACCAGCAUAGCCGCUUCUGACCUUCUGAAACAGCACGGAGUCGAUCAGGUAGUUGUUGACACUGGGGACAUUGCGGACAACGUCCUGGAGAUAUGGCCUGGGGGGGCUGACAAGGUAUUGGAGCUUGUCGGAACCAAGACCCUGGAUGACUCGCUGGCCUGCGCGAAGAUUGGGGGAACUGUCUGCAUGUCUGGAAUAGUGGGUAAUGAGUGGACAUUGAACAAUUGGAACCCGAUGGAGUCAAUCCCACUCGGUGUGUGUCUCACCUCGUACAGUGGAGGACCAACUGAGUUCUUGGAGACGCCGUUGAAUGACCUGGCACAGCAGAUUCAAGGCGGAAAGCUCAAAUUGCCGAUCAGCAAGACUUUUGAUCUGGACAAUAUCGGCAAGGCACACAAAUUCAUGGAGGACAAUGAGGCUUUGGGUAAGAUUGUAAUUUUAGUUUAG